This is a messenger RNA of Lepus europaeus (European hare), 1031 nucleotides long. RefSeq names its product ATPase H+ transporting V1 subunit G1 (gene ATP6V1G1). Gene Ontology annotation, molecular function: proton-transporting ATPase activity, rotational mechanism. The record is from RefSeq and is a predicted model, not a curated record. Bases 82 to 438 code for a protein of 118 amino acids. NCBI's taxonomy places the organism in Eukaryota, Metazoa, Chordata, Mammalia, Lagomorpha, Leporidae. The transcript has 3 exons. Gene Ontology annotation, cellular component: vacuolar proton-transporting V-type ATPase complex. Gene Ontology annotation, biological process: proton transmembrane transport.
CCGGGUGGGUGGGUCAGGUGACCAGAGGAGCCGUCGAGUCGGUUUAGGCCGCUGCUCUGGGCUUCCAGAGUGCCGGUCGCCAUGGCCAGCCAGUCGCAGGGGAUCCAGCAGCUGCUGCAGGCCGAGAAGCGGGCGGCGGAGAAGGUGUCGGAGGCCCGCAAGCGAAAGAACCGGAGGCUGAAGCAGGCCAAAGAAGAAGCACAGGCGGAAAUUGAACAGUACCGCCUGCAGAGGGAGAAGGAGUUCAAGGCCAAGGAAGCUGCGGCACUGGGAUCCCACGGCAGCUGCAGCAGCGAAGUAGAGAAGGAGACCCAGGAGAAGAUGACCAUCCUGCAGACCUACUUCCAGCAGAACAGGGAUGAGGUCUUGGAUAACCUCUUGGCCUUUGUCUGUGACAUCCGGCCAGAAAUCCACGAGAACUACCGCAUAAAUGGAUAGAAGAAAGCUGCCCUUGUUCCACGGCUGGGCGUUCCAGAUGCUCUCACGGAGCCUGGAGCUCAGCAAUGCUCACGCUCUGCCCUCAUGACGAGGCAUUAAAUUAUUUCUGUGUGUUUCAUAGGAGGACCUUUACUCGUUAGCUUCUUUAUCCAGACUUAUCCAAAGAGUUCAUCUUUUUACUUCGUAUUUCUUAGAGACAUUUAAUAAGUAUAUGUUGUGUGUUUUCCUGUGCCUUUUAGUUCAAGCAACAUAUAUGUCAGUGUUGACUUUUCUCUUAGAUCUAGUAUAAAAAAAAAUUCUUUGAAGAAAGAAAGGGACUAAACAAUUUGUUUCCCCUAUGCUUUCUUGAAGGUCAGGGGCUUUAUCUAUGAAAAAGUAGUAAAUAGUUUCCUGUAACUUGUGUGAAGCAGCAGCCAGCCUUAAUGUCUAUUCUAAAGGCAAAAGCAAUGAAUUACUCGUGUAAUUGUUUAGGCUGCUUUUAGCUUCUUAAUCAAAAUUCCUAGAUGAUAGAAUUUAAGAACUUAUUACAUGUUAUUACUUGGUGUACUGUUAAUUUAAAAGUAAAGACUUUGUCAUGUGUUCUCUCUCUCGCA